AUGAAUAUUUCCAAUAAAGAAUCAGCACAUACAAGUAUAAAAAGGGAAAAGGAAAAAAAAAAAAAACAAAAAACAAAGCAUUCCAAGGGCGAAUAUAACGGAAGAAGAAAUAGUUUUAAAAAUGUACAUCCUGAAGAAUAUUUAAAACCAGUGAAAUUCGUCAGUGGCGGAUUUCUCAACAAUAAAAAAAAAAUAACAGCAGAAAAUCAGGACUUGGAUAAUUUAAAUUACACUUUAAGUGACAAUGAUUCGGAUGAUUUUAAUGAGUAUGAUGUCUUUAAGCAUUUCUCCUUUGAUUUCAAUUUUCAUUUAAAAAAGGAUGAAAAUUAUUUUAUAAAAAAUAAUUUAAAAAAGUACAAUCUAAAGGAACUAAAAGAAAAAGAUGACAAAUUUUUUGAAAAAUAUGGAUUAGGAUUUAAAAUUUUAAGGAAAAUGGGUUAUGAAGAUGGUAUUGGCAACCAAAUAAAAACGAAUAUAGCACCCAUAGAACUUCAAAAAAAGCAUAUUACAUUUUUUGAAGAAAAAUCGCAAGAAAAUUCGAAUCCAUCAAACUCUGAUAUUGAAAUACACAACACACACGAAUGUUCUGAUGAUAUUUUUAAAGAAUCAACAUAUAGCAAAAAUUUAUGGAAGAAAAAGUAUAAUUAUAAGAAGAAUUGGAAUUUUCACAAAAUAAAAAAUCAAAUUCAUACACACUUAAAAUAUAAUACCUCGUUUAGACAAAAUUUUCAUUUGUUCUAUUAUAAUGAGAAAAUUCAUGAUGAGAAACUUAAUAAUUUACAAAACGUCCAAAAUUUUCUCAUUGAACAUGUUAAAAAUAUUACUGCAGAUUACUUUAAUGUUGUAAAAAAAAAACAACUUAUUGAAAAUAAACUAAGGAAUUACCAAAAUUAUGGUGUUAAAAAGGACAUUUAUAAAAUGCAUACUUUAAUUUUAAAAAAUGUGUUAACAUAUAAAUAUUUAUUGAAUUUACAUACCGCACUAUCAUAUCCAACUCUCUUUAACAAUGCAACGUAUAAUGAAUAUCUUUUUUCUCUUAAGCACGAUCGAAAAAAAAUACAACAAGGAGAAGAACAAAAUGACCAUGCUGACCAUGCUGACGAUGAUGACGAUGAUGAUGAUGAUGGUAAUGAUGGUGCUCAUGAUGGUGGUCAUCAUGGUGAUGAUGGUUAUGCCGUUUUGGAUGUACAUGAUCAAAGUAUGUACAACAUGUCUGAGUUCUCUACAAGUGCAGGAAGCACAAAAUUGAUAAACACCCAUCGAAAGCUUUUUAUUAACGCUACUGGCGAAAGAGAAACAAAUGAAAACGGACGUCAAGCGCAAUGCCAGUUAAAGUACACCAAUUCUGGAACCUUUGAAGAGAAACUAAAUAAUUUAUUGAUGGACAAUUAUAAGCUAUUAUGCGAAAAUGAAUAUUUCAGAAGUGCAGCAAAAGUAAUAAAUUUUUCCUCAAAUAAAAAUGGGACAUAUAAAAAGAUGCAUAACUUAAAUGAUAUAUUCAAUUUAAUAAAUAUUAAAAAUAUUAUAAUUGAAAAAGGAAGGGACCAAUUGCUCUUGAGUGAUAUAUAUACCUGCUUGUUUUUUAUUUACGAAAAUUCACAAUUCUUGUGCCUCAGUAGCUACGUAUCAAGGUUUUUCAUAGAGUUUUUACGAGUUUAUUUUCACAAUAACAAAGAACGAAUAAUAAAUCAGUUACUGUAUGAUGAGAAAGAUUGGGAAAAUGUAAACACGGAAAAUUUAGAAAAUAUUGAUAUUUCUAAAUAUCCAGAUGCACAUAGCGAGAAAAGAAACGUACUAGACGGACAGAACGAAAGAGUUCAAAACGUGUCAACAAAGAAAGAUGAAAAAAAUUCACACUGUGAACAACAAGCUUCAUAUAACCCCAGCAAUAAACAAACGAAAAACGAGUUUAAUCAAAAUGACAUACAGUAUAUAACAUGUUUAAAAAAAAUUAUUUUAAUGGGAGCUGAGGAACAAAGUAUGACGGAAUAUCUCAAAAUUGAAAAUGAAUUUGACAGUAUAAUAUAUCACAUUUAUGUAUACCCCAUAAUGUAUAAAAAAAAUUGUCACAAUAUUUUUAAACAUAUAGAACUUUUUAAAGACUCCUUCAAUGUAAAAUAUUAUAAAAAUGUAUUAAUCCGUUUUAUUAAAAAAAAAAUAAUAACGAAGGUUAAAAACAUGGAAAAUAAUGAAAUAGAGGAGCAUACACUGCAAGACAUACAAAAUAAAUUAUUGAUUCUGUUUGACAUUAAUAAACAGUUUAAUAUUAACACCCACAUUUGCAACUAUUACACGUAUUCAAUAUUUCCAUAUUUACAAAAAUGUAAUAUAUCAGAAAAUUUUAUAAAACUUAUUAAAUUAGCUCUUAUGGAAAAUAUAUACAAAAAGGAAAUUUUCGAAAAUAUUGUAAAAAGAAUAAUUUCAGAAUUAAUUGACAUAAAUUUUUCGAACGACAAUUUUGUACAACAUCUUCGUAAAAUUACAAUGUUGAACGAUUUCAUCGAUGACAAAGUAACCAGUCUCAUCUUUAAGGUAUAUUUUUUUUACAAUUUUUCAAAACAUGUGUGUGAUUAUUUAAGAGAACUUAAUGCGUUAUAUGUAGAGAAGAACGAAAUGAACAAUAAUAUACACAAAUCGGAAGUUCCCUUAGAUCCAGAGCAAGACAUGCAAACCCAGGAAGAAAAAAAAUUAAUUUUAACAAAUAAAAAAAAAUAUAUAUAUGAAACCUUUAAAAACGUGAAAGAUGUUAUUGAAAACAAUCUAAUGAAAGAUAACUCCAUAAAGAAUAUCAUGCUCAGUAUAUUAAAUGUCAUAAAAACGUAUUUGAUGCAAGACAAAAUUAUCACUUUUCCCGUUGAAAAAGUAUUAGACUUUGACAAAAAUCACAUUUGUUCAGAUGAUAAUAUAAAUCACUAUUUCUUAUAUAAUGAUAUAAGAAUUCCAAUUCCUCUUUAUGCUGUUCCACAAAGAAGUACUAACAUAUUUGAAAUGAAUUAUAUGCAUAUUAUGAGAAAAAAUCAGAAAACAGAUGAAUCAAAUAACACCUAUACAUUUUCUCCAAAAAAAUAUGUCAAUUUAAUGAACAAAUUAGAAAAUGAUGUAAAUCAGUAUAGGAGAAACGUGCAGGAAGACGAAGAAAAUAUUAACGUAAAGAGUUAUAUAGAAAAAUAUUGCAUACAAAAUGAUAUUCUAUUCAUACAAAAAAAUGAUCGAAAAAUAAACGGAAAUGUUGUAUACUCAAUUAACAAUUUUUCUAUAUAUAUAAAUAAUAAUAUUAUAUACAUUUAUGAAAAUCAUGAGUGGAUACCUACCCUAUUACGUGAUCUCUUGAAAAAAAUUUCAUAG
Molecule: messenger RNA, 3345 nt
Organism: Plasmodium gonderi
Lineage: Eukaryota; Apicomplexa; Aconoidasida; Haemosporida; Plasmodiidae
Exons: 1
Coding region: 1-3345 (1114 amino acids)
Biological process (GO): spliceosomal complex disassembly
Cellular component (GO): U2-type post-mRNA release spliceosomal complex
Source: RefSeq, a predicted model, not a curated record